Molecule: messenger RNA, 1830 nt
Organism: Pipistrellus nathusii (Nathusius's pipistrelle)
Lineage: Eukaryota; Metazoa; Chordata; Mammalia; Chiroptera; Vespertilionidae
Source: the annotation of a GenBank genome assembly
AUGGCCGCCUCUAAGCCUGUGGAGGCGGCGGUGGUCGCUGCGGCUGCGCCCGGCUCCGGGAGCGGGGUGGGCGGCGGCGGCGCGGCGGCGGGGCCGGGCGCCGGGGGCCUGCCGCGGUGGCAGCUGGCGCUGGCGGUCGGGGCGCCCCUGCUGCUGGGCGCGGGGGCCAUGUACCUGUGGAGCCGGCAGCGGCGGCGCCGAGAGGCUGGAGGUCGAGGCGACGCCGGCGGCUUGAAGCGCAACAGUGAGCGGAAGACCCCGGAGGGGAGGGCCAGCCCGGCCCCGGGCAGCGGACACCCCGAGGACCCCGGCGCUCACCUGGAGAUGAACUCUCUUGAUAGAGCCCAAGCAGCCAAGAACAAAGGCAACAAAUACUUUAAAGCAGGGAAAUAUGAACAAGCUAUUCAUUGCUAUACAGAGGCCAUCAGUCUGUGCCCUACGGAGAAGAAGGUUGACCUUUCCACAUUUUAUCAAAACAGAGCUGCUGCCUUUGAACAGUUGCAAAAAUGGAAAGAGGUGGCACAAGAUUGUACAAAGGCUGUUGAACUUAAUCCCAAAUAUGUGAAAGCUCUCUUUAGACGUGCAAAAGCCCACGAGAAGCUAGACAAUAAGAAAGAAUGUUUAGAAGAUGUCACUGCUGUGUGUAUAUUAGAAGGGUUCCAAAAUCAACAAAGCAUGCUGUUAGCUGAUAAAGUUCUUAAACUUCUUGGAAAAGAGAAAGCCAAAGAAAAAUACAAGAAUCGUGAACCUCUGAUGCCAUCUCCACAGUUUAUCAAAUCUUACUUCAGUUCUUUCACAGAUGAUAUAAUUUCUCAGCCCAUGCUUAAAGGAGAGAAGUCUGAUGAAGAUAAAGACAAGGAAGGGGAGGUUUUAGAAGUGAAAGAAAAUUCUGGAUAUUUAAAGGCCAAACAAUACAUGGAAGAAGAAAACUAUGAUAAGAUCAUAAGUGAAUGCUCAAAAGAAAUAGAUGCUCAAGGCAAAUACAUGGCAGAAGCAUUAUUACUACGAGCUACCUUCUACCUGCUUAUUGGCAAUGCCAACGCAGCUAAACCAGAUUUAGACAAGGUCAUCAAUUUGAAAGAAGCUAAUGUGAAGCUUCGAGCAAAUGCACUCAUCAAAAGGGGCAGUAUGUACAUGCAGCAGCAGCAGCCUUUGCUAUCCACUCAGGAUUUUAACAUGGCUGCUGACAUUGAUCCUCAGAAUGCAGAUGUUUAUCAUCACCGAGGACAGCUGAAAAUAUUGCUUGAUCAAGUUGAAGAAGCAGUGGCAGAUUUUGAUGAAUGUAUUAGAUUAAGACCUGAGUCUGCCCUGGCACAAGCACAGAAAUGCUUUGCAUUGUAUCGCCAGGCAUAUACAGGAAACAAUUCUUCACAAAUCCAAGCAGCUAUGAAAGGGUUUGAAGAGGUCAUAAAGAAAUUUCCCAGGUGUGCUGAAGGCUAUGCACUAUAUGCCCAGGCAUUAACAGAUCAGCAGCAGUUUGGGAAAGCUGAUGAAAUGUAUGAUAAAUGUAUUGAUUUGGAACCAGAUAAUGCCACAACUUAUGUUCAUAAAGGUUUACUUCAACUUCAGUGGAAGCAAGACCUGGAUAGAGGUUUGGAGCUUAUCAGCAAAGCUAUUGAAAUUGACAGUAAAUGUGAUUUUGCCUAUGAAACCAUGGGAACUAUUGAAGUACAAAGAGGAAACAUGGAGAAAGCCAUUGACAUGUUCAACAAAGCUAUUAACCUGGCCAAAUCGGAAAUGGAGAUGGCUCAUCUGUACUCCCUCUGUGAUGCGGCCCAUGCCCAGACAGAAGUUGCAAAGAAAUAUGGAUUAAAGCCACCAACAUUAUAA